CAGGAGGAACAUCUUUUCAACGAUCUGAUGGUCGAUUAUAACCGGAAUUUUCGCCCUGCUUUAGACAAGGGGGACAUUGUAAAUGUUUCUCUCAAGGUGACCCUCACCAACUUGAUCUCCCUGAAUGAGAUCGACGAGACUCUCACCACGAACGUGUGGGUAGAGAUGAAAUGGAGGGAUUACCGUCUGCAGUGGGACCCAGAGGAGUAUGGCAACAUCAGCUGUUUACGGAUCCCUUCGACGUUGAUCUGGCUGCCAGAUAUUGUCCUGGAGAACAACAUCGAUGGGGUCUUUGAUGUGGCCUUGUAUGCCAAUGCUUUGGUGUCUCCUGAUGGGAGCAUCACUUGGCUGCCUCCAGCUAUUUAUCGGAGCGUCUGCUCCAUUGUCGUCACCUACUUCCCCUUCGAUUGGCAAAAUUGUUCCAUGGUGUUCCAGUCUCAGACUUACAAUGCCCUUGAAAUCAACCUCUUGUUGACCGUCGAAGAGGGAAAAACAAUUGAAUGGAUUUUUAUCGAAACCGAAGCUUUUACAGAGAAUGGAGAGUGGGCGAUCAAACACCGGCCGGCCAAGAAAGUUGUGAACGCCGAGCACUUCACCCCGAGCGACAUCGGCUACCAGCAAAUUGUCUUCUUCUUGAUCAUCCAGAGGAAGCCUCUGUUCUACGUGGUCAACAUCAUCAUCCCCUGCGUGCUCAUUUCCUCCGUUGCCCUGCUGGUCUACUUCCUGCCGGCCAAAGCCGGUGGGCAGAAGUGCACAGUCUCCAUCCAGGUCCUCUUAGCCCAGACCGUCUUCCUUUUCCUGAUUGCAAAAAAGGUGCCGGAAACAUCUCAGGCGGUGCCUCUCAUUGGAAAGUACUUAACUUUCCUUCUGGGGGUGACCAUUGCUAUUGUGGUGAACGCUGUGAUUGUCCUCAACGUUUCUCUGCGCACGCCCAAUACUCAUUCGAUGUCCGAGCGAAUCCGGCAGCUCUUCCUGCACCUGGUGCCCCAUUACCUGGGCAUGCACAUGAGGCGCAUCUCGCUCCCCGCUGGGAAUCGGCUGGCGCGGCGACGGAGCUCCCUGGGGCUGAUGGCCAAAGCCGAGGAAUACAUGCUGUGGAAAGCCCGGAGCGAGCUCCUCUUCGAGAGGCAGAAGGAACGGGACGGCUUGAUGAAGAUCCUCCUGGCCAAGAUUGGAGAAGGCUUGGAGAACGGAGGCCCCCAGGACUUCUGCAACAGCCUACGCCACGCCGCUCUGGAAAUCCAAUCCUGUGUGAAUGCCUGCAACCACAUCACCAAGACUUUGCAAGAAAAGAACGAUUUUGACAGCGUAAGUACCACGGAAAAGGGCGCCACGUUCACGGUGGAAGGUUCAACUUCCUAA
Messenger RNA from Notechis scutatus (mainland tiger snake), 1362 nucleotides. Lineage: Eukaryota; Metazoa; Chordata; Lepidosauria; Squamata; Elapidae. The record is from RefSeq and is a predicted model, not a curated record.